CGCAAACCCCGGGCCCUGAGGGGGCGCGGGGGAGAGGUGCUCCGGGUCUCCGGACCCCCCCGCGCCGGGCGAACCCCCGGAGUGUGGGCUGCGCCCGUGGGGCCGGACACCUGUUCGGCCGGGCCCGGCGUGGGCGCCGGGGGCCAGGAUGAAAGUGACCGUGUGCUUCGGCAGAACCGGCAUCGUGGUGCCCUGCAAGGAGGGCCAGCUGCGUGUCCGGGAGCUCACGCAGCAGGCGCUGCAGCGGUACCUGAAGACCAGGGAGAAGGAUCCUGGCUACUGGGUGAAGAUUCAUCACUUAGAAUACACGGAUGGAGGAAUCCUGGAUCCAGAUGAUGUUUUGGCAGAUGUCGUUGAAGACAAAGAUAAGCUGAUUGCUGUGUUUGAUGAACAAGAACCACUCCACAAGAUUGAGAGCCCCAGUGGAAACCUUGCAGGUCAGCAGACCCCAGAUGCCUUUGAGACGGAAGUGGCUGCCCAGUUGGCUGCAUUUAAACCAAUUGGUGGGGAGAUCGAAGUAACCCCUUCUGCUCUAAAAUUAGGCACUCCACUGCUGGUGAGGAGAAGCAGUGACCCAGCGCCAGGCCCACCUGCUGACGCCCAGCCGAGUGCUUCACAAUCCAGUGGCCAGAGUCUGAAACCUGUUACUCUAGAUUCCACACAGAACUUAGAAGAUGGAGAAGUUAUGAAUGGUGUGCAGACAGAACUCCUGGCAUCGCUGAAAACCAAGGAUGCAUUGAGUGAUAUGACAAGAACAGUGGAGAUUUCUGGGGAAGGAGGCCCCUUGGGAAUACAUGUAGUGCCUUUCUUUUCAUCUCUGAGUGGAAGGAUUCUAGGACUCUUCAUCCGCGGCAUUGAAGAAAAUAGCAGGUCCAAGCGGGAGGGACUAUUUCAUGAAAAUGAAUGUAUCGUAAAAAUCAACCACGUGGACCUCGUAGACAAAACCUUUGCUCAGGCUCAAGAUGUCUUCCGCCAGGCAAUGAAGUCCCCAAGUGUCCUCCUCAAUGUGCUUCCACCUCAAAACCGUGACCAGUAUGAAAAAUCAGUCAUUGGACCGCUUAACAUUUUUGGUGACAAUGAUGGCGUUUUGAGAACAAAGCUGCCUCCUCCUGUCCAUGGAAUAUCAGGAAUAAAAACAGGAACAGGAACAGGGCGUCCUGAAGAGGAUGCAUCGACUUCCCUGCAACAAAACAAGAGCCCCCGAGUCCCAAGACUGGGUAGAAAGCCAUCCUCUCCCUCACUCUCCCCUCUCAUGGGGUUUGGCAGCAAGAAGAAUGCAAAGAAAAUUAAGAUUGACCUAAAGAAAGGCCCUGAAGGACUGGGUUUCACUGUUGUUACCAGAGACUCUUCCAUACAUGGGCCUGGUCCCAUUUUUGUAAAAAACAUUUUACCAAAGGGAGCAGCAAUAAAAGAUGGCCGCCUGCAAUCAGGGGACAGAAUUUUGGAGGUAAAUGGCAGAGAUGUCACUGGACGAACUCAAGAAGAGCUCGUGGCCAUGCUGAGGAGCACCAAGCAGGGAGAAACAGCAUCGCUGGUCAUCGCCCGUCAAGAAGGAGCUUUUCUUCCCCGAGAGCUGAAAGGAGAGCCUGACUGCUACCCACUCUCCCUGGAAACAACUGAGCAACUCACCUUCGAGAUCCCUCUGAAUGAUUCAGGUUCUGCUGGUCUUGGCGUGAGCUUGAAAGGGAACAAAUCUCGAGAAACUGGAACAGACUUGGGGAUUUUUAUCAAAUCCAUCAUCCACGGAGGUGCUGCUUUUAAGGAUGGUCGUCUGCGGAUGAAUGACCAGCUGAUUGCCGUUAAUGGGGAAUCUCUUUUGGGAAAAUCCAACCACGAAGCUAUGGAGACAUUGAGGCGAUCAAUGUCCAUGGAGGGAAACAUUCGAGGGAUGAUCCAAUUGGUGAUUCUGCGGAGGCCAGAGAGACCAAUGGAGGAGCCUACAGAAUGUGGGGCAUUUUCUAAGCCAUGCUUUGAGAAUUGUCCAAACGCUAUAAACGCCUCCAGGAGAAAUGAUAAUAGUUCAUUGCAUCCAUUUGGCACUUACAGUUCACAAGACAAACAGAAAGAGCUAUUGCUUCCCAGUGACGGAUGGGCCGAGGCCGAAGUACCACCUUCUCCACCACCACAUCCCGUUCUGGAAUUGGGCACUGAAGAUUACAGCCACAGCUCUGGGGUGGAUUCGGCAGUGUAUUUUCCAGAUCAGCACACCCACUUCAGAUCCGUGACACCGGCCAGGCAGCCUGAAUCAAUGAAUCUGAAAGCCUCAAAGAGCAUGGACCUUGUGCCAGAUGAAAGCAAAGUCCACUCAUUGGCUGAUCACAAAUCGGAAUCUCCGAGCAAAGAUUUCGGUCCAACUCUGGGGUUGAAAAAGUCCAGUUCCUUGGAGAGUCUACAGACCGCGGUCGCUGAGGUCAGGAAGAAUGAACUUCCCUUCCACAGACCCCGGCCACACAUGGUUCGUGGCCGUGGCUGUAAUGAGAGCUUCAGAGCAGCCAUUGACAAAUCCUACGAUGGACCCGAAGAGUUAGAAGCUGACGGUCUGUCUGAUAAGAGCUCUCGCUCCGGCCAAGGAGCUCUGAAUUGUGAAGCUGCCCCUCAGGGGAGCUCUGAGCUAGAGGACGUGGAAAAUAAAGCCAGGAAAAUCAAAAAACCAAAAGAGAAGGAGAAGAAGAAGGAAAAAGGCAAAAUGAAAGUCAAGGAGAAAAAGCUGAAAGAGGAAAACGGAGAUCCUGAAAGGAAAAUAAAGAAGAAAGGAUUUGGUGCCAUGCUGAGAUUUGGAAAGAAGAAAGAUGAUAAGGGAGGCAAGGCUGAGCAGAAGGGCGCUCGGAAGCAUGGCAGCCUGAGGGAAGAGGAGCUGGAAAAAAUGAAAGAAGAACGAGAAAGGAUUGGAGCAAAACACCAGGAGCUAAGGGAAAAGCAGGCAAGAGGUCUUAUUGAUUAUGCUACUGGUGGAAUUGGAUCACUGCACGAUAUGGACGAUGAUGAAAUGGACCCCAAUUACGCCAGAGUGAACCACUUCCGGGAACCAUGCGCAUCAGCAAAUGUCUACAGGUCACCAUCUCCACCUCGGGCUGGACCACUGGGUUACCCACGGGAUGGCCGUCCACUGUCUCCAGAGAGAGACCACUUAGAGGGUCUCUAUGCCAAAGUCAACAAACCAUACCACCCACCGAUGCCAGUUGACAGUGGCCGUCCUCCAAGCGGAAGCACUGAUCGAAUCCAGAAGUUGCGGAAAGAGUAUUAUCAGGCACGGAGGGAAGGUUUCACCUUAUAUGAGGACGACGAGGGAAGAGCAAGGCUAGAUUAUGACUUUCACUGGGUGUCUGGAAAGGGUCCAGAUGGGAAUGCACACAACAUCCGCUUUGAGGGGAUGGAGAGACAGUACGCCUCCUUACCCAGGGGAGGACCAGCUGAUCCUAUAGACUAUCUGACGGCCACACCUCGAGGGCUCUACAAAGAAAGGGAGCUCCCGUAUUACCCAGGGGCUCAUCCCGUGCAUCCUCCCAAAGGGAGCUACCCACGUCCCCCGGAUCUGAGGCUUGCAGACCUCCGGUAUCCUCAGUACUACCCUCCUCCACCAGCCCCCCAGCAUAAAGGACCCUUCCGACAAGAUGUCCCGCCUUCCCCUCCUCAGCACCCCAGAGUGCCAGCCUAUCAGGAAAUGGGUAGACCAGGGCCCCGAGGGGGCAGCCCGGACCAGUACCCCUACCGAGCCCAGGAUCCCAGGCAGAAGAACCCCAUGACUGCAGCUGUGUAACUGAAUAUCACCAUGCCCAGCCCAGCCCAGAAGGGGAGACGGCUACCAUCACCUUUGCCCUUCCUAGACUGUAAGACCUUCCUCCUGUUCAGAAUUCUCCAGGGCACAGAUAGGUUCUUCUCACCGAGGUUGCAACACUUGACUGCUAACCAGAGGGACAAAGGAGGGGACAGGAGGACGGGGGAUCAGAAGGAAGAGAAAGGACAGGGUCCAUCAAAACAGUACUGCCUGAGAUCUGAAAUGCAUUUAGAAUUGUUCAAUUCCGUGAGAGCAGCAGGUAAACAGGCAAAUAACAAAGAACAAUGGACAUACCACACAGUGCCUUCCUGGUGCGCACAAGCCCCAUGGAACUGGCAGCACAGAGACUCUCAGAGGCUGAGCCUCAGCCACCUGAGAGUGGCUGCAAAUAUGGGUGUCUUAAAUGAGUAGUUUUCUCAUUGAGAAAACAAACCAACAGCAGACAUGACUAGUGAUCUCUUUGAAAUGUUUAUACCCAGAAGAAGACUGCAUUUCUCUCUUUGUAGAAUUUCUCAGGUUCCUCGUACCACUCGUCUGGUAUAAGUAUUUUACAUUUCCUUGCCAUAUAUAUAUAUAUAUAUAUAUAUAUAUAUAUAUAUAUAUAUAUAAAACACAACACGAAUGCAGUAUUAGUGUCCUGAGAGAAUGUUUAAAGCUAGUCAGAGAUUCCAGAAGGAAUAUAGUCCAAGGACCAAGGCGAUCGGGUUAAGAGGGCUGAAAAUCCCCUGAUCCUCACCUUCCUUCCCCCGAGUCCCAGGCGUGAUUGCAUGGAGAUAUCCGGUUUCAGAACCAUCUCCAAAUCUCCUGCCUGUAAUUACUGGAACCGGGGCCUCGACUUUAAGGCUCCCACUUGAGGGCUAAAACGUAGUUGGAAAAGAGAGGGCUCGUUGCUUAGGUGACACAGGAAGCAACGAUCCGGAGAUGCCAAUUCCACACUCAGUGCCAAACAGUGCCAUCUGCACCCGGGGACAGGGAGGGGCUGACUGUGGCCUCUGGGAUUGAUGACCAGGAAGUGGUAGAUGGCAGUGACUGACUGUGUGUGUGUGUAUGUGUAUGCGUGUGUGUAUGUGUGAAGGUAUGUGAUUACCAGUAUGGAGAAUGUAAGAUAAAAAUGCUUUCUGGAAAGUUUGAUAAGGAAGGAAAUAAAAAGGAAAAAAAAAAAUCAGAGGGGAAAGGAAAAGAGGCAUAAAACCAGAUCAUUCUACAUCCGCUGUAUUUCAUUAACAAAAGUCGGGGGAGCACCCAGCCCGGGCCAGCAUCUCCAACUGGGACUAGAAGGUCUUAUGGCUUGGAAAAGCUGACACCCCGCCCUCUAAAACCCAUCCCAUUUCCUUUGAGCUUUGCAGUGAUUUUCUACUUAUUUCAGCAAGACUUCUAAAACUUCCAACCUGACCCAAAUGAGAACACAACAGAAGACUGAGAAACAGCAAAAUCUGGGAGCAGGCGUUUGAAUCGUUCAAUGGCUCUUAAGAGACUUAAAGCCUUGCCGCUCCUUCUCCAUUCCCUCAAAACAAAACAAAACAAAAAAAGUAUUGAGUUCCAUUUGGACAUAUUUUGGCUGAGAUUAGAAUGCCUCUGCCUGACAGGACUUAAUAAAUUAUAGUAUUAUUAACUAUAGAGUAUCCAACCCAGUUUAGGUGUUGUUUUUUUUUUUUUUAAUUUAAAAUAGAGUUCUAUUACCAGGAAUGAAGUAGCUGCUGGUUUUAGACAUAAAUAGUGUUAUUUACUGGACUUUAAGAGGUAUCAUUUUCUAAAGUACAAUUACCUUGACCAUCUUAAUAAAUAGACUGUCAAGUUGGUCGUCUCCAUCCGACAUCCCUCUUGAGCCAGGCACCUUAGACCUUUUGCAACGUGUGCACGGAGGUUGAGGGGCUCAGGCCCUGCUCACCUAGAGGUGAGAUGCAGGUGAGCUCCCGGGCCUCUCUGCCAACACGCUGAAUGACACUUUACCCUCGAAAUAAAUAAACUUCCAGGAAGAGAAGGAUAAAGUGAGGGAAAUGUAACGUGCUUGGGAGCGUUAAAAUCAGCUCUUGGGCAUGUUGCAUUUUGAGCCAAAUUUCUCUAGGCUAUUAGACAUAGCCAAGCCAGGAGUCUCCUUCUGGAUUAAGGCCAAGGCCACACGAGAGGCAGCCAGAGGCAGUGCGAGAGGGUGAGAUAUCCUGUGCGUGUUGGAGGAGUGGCCCUGGUAGGAAGAAUGCCCAUCUUCCCCACGUUGCACAAUGCCUCCUGCUCACAGGCUCGGGGCAAGCUGCACCAAAUACGGUCUUGCGCUGUAUUCACAGUCAAUAAAACAUUUGCUAAUCCUGCGGGGCAGCCAGUGAUUUGAAACUGCUCUUCAAGUGGACGAAAACGAGAUGACAGCCGUUUUCUUGCUUGAAGUACAACACACGCCCAAUUUGACCCCACCCGAAAGAAGCGCACGUGUGUGUCACAGAGGCUCCAUCGAGCCAGGCCACAGCUAAGAACGGCUCGAAUGUAAGCUUCGUAAGCGCCUGUGAACCAACCCUCCACUUGCCAGCACCCAGAGGCUGCAGAACUCUCUCCCAGUAUCUAGGAGAACUGGUGGUGUAGAGUGUUUAGAAGGCCAGCUUGUAGUCAGUAGGUGCCCAGUAGCAGGAAGUAGUUCCCCAUUUAUUUAUGGCCUUGGCGAGACUCAAUCUGGUGUCUGUUCGUUGCUCAGAAUACCGUAACGCCCCUCCCCACAGGAACAGAGUAGCACAGUGAGCUGCAAACCCAUCAGCACACACCCACCCGACUCCUGAUCUGACUGCUGGGUCGCUGAGGGCUGGAAAUGAUGCUUUGGCCUUGAGUCGUGAGAUAUUUGAAGGAGCUCUGGUUUAUCCCUUUUUGCAGGAGGGGAGAUGGGAAAGGGAGCCGACCAUUGCAAACUUUUAGACGCAGGAGAAUUCAGUCCUCUGCCAGGAGGAGAAACACUGCCUCUCGUUAACCCCUUGCGCCAUUGGACUGUGGCAAUAUCACCCCCGGUAGAAAAUUGGUUCCCCACAAUAUUAAAUCAGUGGAUGAAAGGCAAUCUCCAAGACAGGAGCACCUUCUUACAUCAUAAUCGAGCAACAAACAAAAAUUGGAAAAUAAAAUUACCGUGAAGCUCGUUAUUCUUAGAUAUGUAAGUCAACAUGCGUUGACCCCACAGGACAGCAUGGAGCAAAGAUCUUAUAACCAAGGGUGUGAGGAGAUCCACAGACCCACCAUGACCCCAUGGAGGAAACCAUGCAUGCUGCCCGAUAAAGGAGGUUGGAAACUUCCUUGUGGCUCUCUUGGUGCCACCAACUAAAUAAAAUUAAAACAGGACUCAUUAUUCCCUUCGAAGAUCUGUGAACUUGUUGAACUAUCUUCUGAAGGAAAUGCAUCUGACAACUUGAGGAGCUGUCAUGCAUGGAGUCUAUGUGCAUAAUAAGGAUCCGGCCUUUGAGGGGCAUUCGUUCCCCUAACCUGUAGCCCCAGCAGUUGUUUUCUUUGGAGAGACAUCUUAGCCUUUCAGGGCGGAUAGAGAGAUCUGCACAGUUUGGGGAGGGAUGUAUGCCUAUAAAAUCCCCGUAGGCAUUAAACUCUGAAAUCCGCAACGAACUGCCCUCAAAUCGGUGCUAAAUUGGGUAGACACCCUACUGCUUUUGAGUCCAGGAGCGACAAAAGGUCCAGACUGGGUGCAAUUAGGCAGGAGGGAGUGGGAUCCAGAACCAGCCACGGGAGUACUUCUCUGCCCUCCCAGUUCCCACCGACUUAGUUGGAAAUGAUGCCACAAUGAGACCAGAAAGAGGAGUCUCCAUAAGCUAUCCCUACAAAGUCACCUCUCUGAAAAAAAAAAAAAAAAAAGGAGAAUAAAAGAUAGAUAUCUAAAAUAAGCCUGGAAUCUCAUAUGCAGCUACUACUUCUAAGGGAAAGUCUUUUCUCCCUCAUGUCCUUAAAUAGUAAUAGAAUCACACAGCUCCUGACUUUUAAAGAUGGGCUUAGCUCCCGAGCCUGGAGUGCACGGUGAACUAACCCCAACGACCGAGACUGUCUCCUCACUCAGCUCUGAGAGCGUGUGCUGUUCCAUCUAUGCUGCCCGCAGUGCUGUUUACUACUGGAACGUAAAAACAAACCCUACUGUGGAUACAGUCACUUCUUCUAGUGUUUUCCUGCGCUUUUUUGGCACCAAGUCUGUUCAUAAGUUCUGAAGAUAAAUUAUGUGAAAUCAUAUUUUGGCAUAUGGGGGCAGAGAAUGAGUUCUUCACAGACUUUUUACAAUGAUCCCAUUUGCACCACAGAAAACAUUUUGGAUGCUGUUAUAUAUGAACAUACAAAUUUCUCUUGUUUUAUUUUGCAUUAAAAUAAAGCUUUAUUCAUUAAGAUA
Felis catus (domestic cat) is the source of this 8126-nucleotide messenger RNA. It is a transcript of the gene PARD3B, whose product is annotated as par-3 family cell polarity regulator beta. The coding region runs from base 149 to 3757 and encodes 1202 amino acids. The transcript is spliced from 23 exons. Gene Ontology annotation, molecular function: protein binding; phosphatidylinositol binding. Gene Ontology annotation, biological process: establishment of centrosome localization; microtubule cytoskeleton organization; cell adhesion. Gene Ontology annotation, cellular component: apical plasma membrane; apical junction complex; cell cortex. NCBI's taxonomy places the organism in Eukaryota, Metazoa, Chordata, Mammalia, Carnivora, Felidae. The record is from RefSeq and is a predicted model, not a curated record.